This is a messenger RNA of Chaetomium globosum CBS 148.51, 879 nucleotides long. RefSeq lists its product as uncharacterized. The record is from RefSeq and is a predicted model, not a curated record. The transcript is spliced from 3 exons. Bases 1 to 879 code for a protein of 292 amino acids. NCBI's taxonomy places the organism in Eukaryota, Fungi, Ascomycota, Sordariomycetes, Sordariales, Chaetomiaceae.
AUGCAAUGCAUACCUGUUGGCGAAGACGCACCCGGGCUGCCGGGGACUGUUGCUGUCUCUGGUUUUGGGGGCCCUCCUCUCCUGAUAUUCACGGCCCUCCGGGAGGAAGAUGGCGAGGGGUUGACGCGCGGGAGAGUGGGCUGGGCGUACAGAUCAGGAUUGGUCUUGCCCGAGGAUGGAAUAACUUCACGCGACCUCGAGGUUGCGGAGUCCCUGUCGUUUGACGUUGUCACUCUGUCCGACCUUGGCUCUCCGUGGAUCUGUGCCUGUUUCUGCCACCGCUCGUUCCGCUUAGCCACUGCAGAAGCGGUGCAUCCAGAGGCUCCCGCGUUGCUGGUCAAUAUCAACCGAGCUCCUAACGUUGCAUGUCGGAUCGUUUCUCCAUCGCAUUCCCGUCAAGAAGAGAUCUGGUAUCUUGCGGCCGGCUACCCGGCUCCGGGGAGCGGGGUUCCAGCUAGCAAGGACUCCAACGAAGCAGGGUCCUUGCAACCGCUUCCGCAGGCGUCAGAUGCUUCAUUGUUUGAGCAACCCAACCCAGAAGCUGUCGAUGGCCUCUUCAGCAACCGCCGCCGAUUUCUCCAUUCUUGCGCGGCGGUGGGAGAAAGCCCCCUCUAUGGUACCCACUAUUUCCGCAUCUUGGCCAGAUCCAGGAUCCGCGGCGCGGCUUCGUCUGGAACCCGCCUCCAGACACGCCUGGGGCGUUGGCACCCCAGGGGCCGAAGAACGGGGGACACCCAACGCCAGGAGACCAGAAAGACGGGACUCUUGUUUGGUCGGCUGUCGGGCAUGUUAAGCAACACAAACCGUUCCCCCGUGGCUGUUGGUCAUGUCCCUUGCCAUGACCAGCUGCUCAGUGGCCAUGUUCGGCCCACCAUUUAG